GAACUUAGCAGGAGAGAGAGAGGGAGGACGAGAAAAACAGACGGGGAGGCGUGGUGAGCGAGGAGCAGAGAGGAUCAGAAGAAAGACUGAAGAAGACGUAAGUGUGUCUUUUGCAUUUGUGUGUGUGUGUGUGUGUGUGUUUCUGUGGCAGGAGAUGAGGUGCUCCGUGCCAAACGGACAAAGUCAUGAAGGAGCUGCUUGUUAAUGUGCACGAAUGAAAUACGGGAAGAGGGGGAGUGUGUGGAGGAGGCUCGUGGUCAGCGUUGCUUUAAGUGAAUUUACAGUGAAUUGAACUCAAGCAACAGCCAUGCAGGCUGCAUUCAAUUGACUCCAGUCUACGCUUUAGUCUGGUGCACAAGAUCCGGUUGUCACGGAGACGACGAGCAGACAGGUAACAACAGAAAGGAAACACCUGUCGCUCUCGACCAUCUCCAUAUAACAGCCCCAUGAAGAGCACAACAGCGAAACAGCUUCUGACCAGAGUUCCAGUGAUCACACUAGUAUGACCAUUAGACUCCUGAGACGAGCUGCUUUUAUAAAACCCAAAGAUGAUGCCAACGAUGAGCUCAUGAAGCUAUAUAGAUGACUGGAUAUAGCUGAGCAGUCGGAGAACGCUUCAGACAGAUAAAGACAGCACUGGAACCAAAAGAAACAAAGAUGCCAGAGAGAGUAUGUCUGUUUCAGGGUCAGAACUACCAUAAGUUAAAGAGAGCAUGUUUGAGACGAGGGGCUCUGUUCCAGGACCCCUAUUUCCCUGCUUCUGCACAGUCACUGUUCUACAAGAGAGCUCCACCUCCCAGAGUGACGUGGAAGAGACCAAGGGAGCUCUGUAAGGACCCUCGACUCUUUGUGGAUGGAAUCAGUACAAGGGAUCUGCACCAGGGCAGUCUGGGUAACUGCUGGAUGGUGGCAGCCACUUCCUGCUUGGCCACAGAACCUUCACUUUGGAAAAAGGUCAUCCCUGAUCACAUGGAGCAGGAAUGGAACCCGAAGCGUCCAGACCUGUAUGCUGGAAUUUUCCAUUUCCGAUUCUGGCGGCUGGGUCAGUGGACAGACGUAGUGGUGGAUGACCGUUUACCGGUCAGUGAGGACGGAACUCUGCUCUUCUGUCGAUCAGCAACACCGCGGGAGUUCUGGAGUGCCCUGCUGGAGAAAGCUUAUGCCAAACUGAAUGGCUGCUAUGAGGCUUUGGAGGGGGGUAACACAGCUGAAGCUUUGGUAGACUUCACUGGGGGAGUGUCUGAACCACUGAAUCUGAACCUAGAAGCAUUGACCCAGAAUGCUGACCAGAGGAAGGUGCUGUUCCAGACGUUAGCCAGAGCACACAACCGCAAAGCUCUCAUCACAUGCUCCAUACGGCCAGCUGAUGGAGAACAUGUGGAGUCAGUGCUGGACUGUGGACUGGUGAAAGGUCAUGCAUAUGGUAUUACUGCAGUCAGGAAGGUUCGCCUGGGCGAGAGUCUGCUGGGCAUUUGCGGAAGUCCUCGGAUCUACAUGGUGCGCAUGAGGAACCCCUGGGGUACAGCAGACUGGACAGGAGCCUGGAGUCAGGGGUCACAGCAGUGGCAGCAGGUGGGCCGCAGUGAGAGAGAGAAGAUGGGUCUUGUUGUCAGAGAUGUAGGAGAGUUUUGGAUGGAGUUUGAAGACUUCUGCCGCUACUUCACAGAUUUGGUGGUGUGCAGGCUAGUGGAGCGCUCUUUGCUCUGGCCCUGGGGACACUGGAAAGAGGUGCGCUGCCCAGGGGAGUGGACAAAUGCCCCUGCAGACUUACCACCAACAGCCUCUGCUGCAUCUCAGCCCUCCAACACACGGAAGAAUUUCUCAGGUUCUCAGUGGUCCCAUCCGGCUCCUGUUCCUGCUCCAAGAGGGGACAGGAAAGAGGAGAGGCUGGGGGAAAGGCAGAUGGACAGGAGUAGGGUCCAUGGAGCCAAAGAGAAGAAGAAAGACAGGGGUGAAGAGAAAGCUCAGCCACCAAAAGCAGGAGAAAAGAUGCAGGAGUUUACGGUAAAGGAGGAAGAAGUGGUGGAAGAGGAAUGGGAAAGAGAGAUGGACAAGAGGAGUAGGUGUGGAGGAUGCAUUAACCACAGAGAGACGUUUCUUCUUAACCCUCAGUUCAUGUUUGAGGUGGGAGGGGAAGGAGAUGAGGUUCUCAUAUGCCUGCAGCAAGAGGACAGAAGAAUGAAAAGGAGGGAGGGAGGAGGUGAAAAUCUUCCAAUCGGCUUUGAGGUACUGAGGGUGGAGGUGAAUCGUGUGUGUAGAGUGCAGUGUUUUAGUGAGCAGGCAGCAAGCUCGGUCUAUAUGGACUCCCGCAGUGUUACUCUGCGUGUGACACUGAGUCCCGGCCGCUAUGUUCUCCUCCCCACCACCUUCCACCCUGGAUCCACUGGGCGAUUCCUCCUCCGCCUCUUCUCACACACGCACAUCAAGCUCAGGGAGCUGAAGGAGGAUUUGCCUCCUCCCUCUCUGUGGAAGUGUUGUGUGCCUCAGCCGUGUGCUGUAACUACAGUCCACCUGCGCAGAGCUUCCACACUCAGCCAGCCCAAACAGCCAGCUCCAGAUGUGUAUGCUGUCAUUAGGUGUGAGGAGGAGACUAUAAGGACUCGUGUCUUUAGAAAAGAUGUAAGUCCUGAAUUCAACAUUAAAGCGAUUUUCUACAGAAGGAGGCCUAGGACAAUAAUCUACAUAGAGUUGUGGAGAAGAGGUUUGGUAUUUGACUCCUUCCUGGGUGCAGCUCAUCUUCAAACAGGCAACAGCGAAAGAGGGCGGAGCAGAGUGAUUGAUCUACAAGGUGGAAAAUCUCGCGGCUGCAUCUAUGUAGAGACUUCUACCAGUCAAUGCCUGACGGACUUAUGAUUACAGUUGCACUGC
Colossoma macropomum (tambaqui) is the source of this 2868-nucleotide messenger RNA. Its product is annotated as calpain-5-like. NCBI's taxonomy places the organism in Eukaryota, Metazoa, Chordata, Actinopteri, Characiformes, Serrasalmidae. Gene Ontology annotation, molecular function: calcium-dependent cysteine-type endopeptidase activity. Gene Ontology annotation, cellular component: cytoplasm. Gene Ontology annotation, biological process: proteolysis. Bases 658 to 2853 code for a protein of 731 amino acids. The transcript is spliced from 15 exons. The record is from RefSeq and is a predicted model, not a curated record.